Colletotrichum higginsianum IMI 349063 is the source of this 2277-nucleotide messenger RNA. RefSeq names its product neutral/alkaline non-lysosomal ceramidase. Gene Ontology annotation, cellular component: extracellular region. Gene Ontology annotation, biological process: ceramide catabolic process; sphingosine biosynthetic process; long-chain fatty acid biosynthetic process. Gene Ontology annotation, molecular function: N-acylsphingosine amidohydrolase activity. The record is from RefSeq and is a predicted model, not a curated record. The transcript has 4 exons. Bases 1 to 2277 code for a protein of 758 amino acids. Lineage: Eukaryota; Fungi; Ascomycota; Sordariomycetes; Glomerellales; Glomerellaceae.
AUGCCUCUUCAUCCUCGUUCCGGUGUAGAGCUGCCGCGGCGCUCCUUCUUCGCCGUGUUUACUUUUGUUUCGUUUGUGCUCCUCGUCACGAUCGGCCUCGCCACGCUCGGAGGUCACCCGGGCCCGACGUUGCGGUUCGAACGCAGCGACGAUGGGCAGUGGCGUGCCAAGGCCAAGACGCGUGCUGUGCCGGCCGGCGACAAGUAUCUCAUCGGCGUCGGAAAGGCCGACAUCACAGGUCCCGUCGUCGAGAUCGGCUUCGCGGGGUAUGCGGACCUGGCCCAGGUGGGCACGGGGCUGCGGCAGCGGAUCUACAGCCGCGCAUUCGUCGUGGGGGACGUGAGCAAGCCGAGCGACCGCUUCGUCUACCUUGUGCUGGACACGCAGAGCGGAGACACGGCGAUCCGGCGCGGCAUCGUUGAGGGUGUCCAGGCUCUCGGGUCGGCGUACUCUGUGUAUAACAAGAACAACAUUGCCGUGACGGGCACGCAUAGCCACGCCGGGCCGGGGGCAUGGUUCAACUACCUUUUGCCGCAGGUCACCAGCCUCGGCUUCGACAGGCAGAGCUACCAAGCCAUCGUCGACGGCGCCGUGCUGUCCAUCAAGAGGGCGCACGAGUCCCUGACCGAGGGCUACCUCGACGUCGGCACCACCGAGGUCACCGACGGCGCCAUCAACCGCAGCCUCUGGGCGUACCUCGCCAACCCCGAGUCCGAGAGGUCCAGGUACUCCUCCAGCACCGACACGACGCUCACGCUCCUCCGCUUCCAGCGCGCCUCGGACGGCAAGAACAUUGGCGUGCUGACGUGGUACCCGACCCACGGCACCUCGAUCCUGCAGAACAGCACGCACGUGGCCGGCGACAACAAGGGCGUCGCCGCCCUUCUCCUCGAGAAGGACCUCGCGGGCGACGCGAGCGCCGCGUCGGGCUUCGUGGCCGGCUUCAGCCAGGCCAACGUCGGCGACACGACGCCCAACGUGCUCGGCGCGUGGUGCGACGACGGCAGCGGACAGCAGUGCAGCCUGGAGAACAGCACGUGUGCCGACGGCAAGAGCCAGUCGUGCCACGGGCGGGGGCCCGCGUUCCGGGCGUUGGAUCUAGGCAUCUCGAGUUGCUACGAGAUUGGGCGGCGGCAGUUUGCCGGUGCCAAGUCGGUCUAUAACUCGCUCGCUUCUUCCUCCUCGACACCGAUCACAGGCACGAGCGUCAAGUCGUUCCACUUCUUCCACGACAUGUCCUUUUUCAAAUUCACCCUCCCCGAUGGCACCACGGGCCAGACGUGCCCCGCGGCCUUGGGCUACUCCUUCGCUGCGGGCACCUCGGACGGGCCCGGCGCGUUCGAUUUCACGCAGGCCGACUCGGGCGAUCCGGAUGCCAAUCCGCUCUGGGCGGUAGUUUCUGGCCUCCUGCGGACUCCCACGGCCGAGCAGGUCGCCUGCCAGCGUCCGAAGCCCGUACUGCUAGACGUCGGAGAGAUGAGCACGCCAUACGCGUGGAGUCCCAACAUUGUCGACGUGCAGAUGCUCCGCGUCGGGCAGCUAGUGAUCAUCGUAGCUCCAGGAGAAGCCACAACGAUGGGCGGGCGGCGGUGGAAGGAUGCCGUCAAGGAGGCCGCGAGGACCAUCAUCGACGGCGAGCCCGUCGUGGUGCUCGGCGGGCCCGCCAACACGUAUGCUCACUACAUCGCCACGCCCGAGGAAUACGGCGUCCAGCGGUACGAGGGCGCGUCGACGCUCUUCGGGCCCAACACGCUCCCCGCGUACAUCAACCUCACCGUCUCCAACAUCGGCCACCUCGCGCCCGCCUCGACGUCGACCCCGCCCGCGGGCCCCGCGCCCCCGGACAACCGCGGAAACUCCCUCUCCUUCAUCACGGGCGUCGUCCAGGACGGCACGCCGAUCGGGCGCUCCUUCGGCCAGGUCCUGGCGCAGCCGGCGGCGUCGUACGCGCGCGGCGCCGUCGUCAACGCGACGUUCCAGGCGGCCAACCCGCGCAACAACCUGCGGCUCGAGGGGACCUACGCGGCGGUCGAGCGGCGGCUGCCGGACGGGACUUCGUGGGAGAGGGUCCGCGACGACGCGGACUGGUUCCUCGUGUACACGUGGCGGAGGACGGACUGGCUGCUGGGCCACAGCGAGGUCGUCCUCUCCUGGGAAACGGGUGGGGACGGCGCCGGCCCCGGGACGUACCGGUUCAAGUACUACGGGGACGCGAAGCCGCUGAUCGGGAGCGUCAGGGCGUUUGAGGGGACGAGCGCGAGCUUCACGCUGGUGUAG